GCCCCUGCCGCUAACGCUCCGCAGCCCCGGCUGCCCAUGGGGAGGAAGCGGGCGCGGAAAAAGGAGACAGAACAGGGAGGGGAAGCCCGCAGCGAACGCGGGAGCCGCGCCACAGCAACACCGCUCAGGGCGGUCGCGACCGCCGCUACCUGCUUCACGGGCCUCGCCGGAGCCCCCCGGGGCGCGCGCCCCCCGCCUCAUCCGGACGCCGCGCGCGCCGCCAUCUUGAGCGGGGCAGGGAGGAGAAGGAGGGAAGCAGCCAUGGUGAACUUCAUCCAAGCUGUGCGUGAUCACUGGGUUCACAUCCUUGUUCCCCUGGGAUUUGUGAUUGGAUGUUAUUUGGACAGAAUGAAUGAUGAAAAGCUGUCAGCCUUCAGAAACAAGAGCUUACUAUAUAGAAGAGAAUUGAAACCUGGUGAAGAAACUACAUGGAAAUAGAAGCUGCUAAUGAAAUGGGAAAUAUCUUCAUUUGAUUAAUCAACUUAUAUAACAAGUUCAAAGAACAGGAUUAUGGUUUUUAUUCUUGAAAGAACGUAUAAGGCUACAGAAAGGAACACCUACGAUUCAUCUCUGCUAGUUUAAUUUUCAGUCCUCAUUUUUGAAAGAUAAUUAUGUGACUAGUAAAUGUCCUGUUCAGAAACAUUUGUCCCCAGAAGUCAUACUCUGGAAGAGGGAGGAAGACUUACGUAAUAAAGAAAAACUAUGGAAAAAGCA
Molecule: messenger RNA, 714 nt
Organism: Dromaius novaehollandiae (emu)
Lineage: Eukaryota; Metazoa; Chordata; Aves; Casuariiformes; Dromaiidae
Gene: NDUFB1
Product: NADH:ubiquinone oxidoreductase subunit B1
Exons: 3
Coding region: 37-438 (133 amino acids)
Cellular component (GO): mitochondrion
Source: RefSeq, a predicted model, not a curated record